This is a messenger RNA of Talaromyces amestolkiae, 1914 nucleotides long. RefSeq lists its product as uncharacterized. The transcript has 6 exons. Lineage: Eukaryota; Fungi; Ascomycota; Eurotiomycetes; Eurotiales; Trichocomaceae. Gene Ontology annotation, molecular function: 3-(3-hydroxyphenyl)propionate hydroxylase activity; FAD binding. Gene Ontology annotation, biological process: 3-(3-hydroxy)phenylpropionate catabolic process. The record is from RefSeq and is a predicted model, not a curated record. Bases 1 to 1914 code for a protein of 637 amino acids.
AUGACAGAGUCAGAUGAAUACGAAACCACGGAUGUAGUAAUCUGCGGAUGUGGCCCAACUGGUGCCAUGCUAUCUGCUUAUCUCGGUCAAAUGUCCAUCAAAAACGUCGUGCUGGAGAAAGAGGCCGAUAUCACUACAGAUCCGCGAGGCAUUGCCCUAGAUGAAGAUGGAAUUCGGUUUUUGCAAGGAUUGGGAAUCUAUGAUGGCAUCUACACGGAAAUUGGAACAUGCAUGAACAUAUUCAAAUUCGUGGAUGGCACAAAACCGGAUUUAAGCAGGAAGGCAUUUUUGGAGAUGGACUACGGUACCACGGAGGGUGGCACAGGUCACGUUGGAUUCAUCUGUCACAAGCAGCCAGUCUUGGAAAGAUACCUUCGUGACAAAAUGGCAGCGAAUGGACUGUGUGCGCUGCGAUCUGGGUGUAGCGUGACCCACCUAUCCGAAUCUGAAGAAUGGACGUAUUGCGAAUAUACCGAUGCAGAAGGCAAGACUCAUCAUAUACGAUCAAAAUUUUUCGUCGGUGCAGAUGGUAAGACGGGGUACACUCGCAAGAGAUAUCUUGAGCCUAAGGGUAUUCAGAUGGAGCGGGCGCACAACUCUUUUUACGAAGAAACCUGGGUUGCUCUCAACUGGCACAUUUCGAUUCCCAACAAAGAGUCCCAUCCGGACUUCCCCUUAUGGUCCCUAGGAUACACUCCAGAGCAAGUAUAUGAUCUUUUCUUUCCGGUACACUUCCGAUUUCUGUGUAACCCAAAACGACCUGCUGUUUGUGGACGAUUUGGACCUUUAGCCGAUCGACUUUGGCGAUUCGAAUUUGUCGUUCUCAAGGAUGAGGAUGGAACGGAGAUGGCGAAACCGCACAUGAUGAGAAAGAUCAUUUUCCCUUACAUCACGCAUCCUGGUAGUCGUUAUGGUCUUCCAAGUGAUGUGCAGUAUCCAGAGGAUUGCAUCAACGUCUUGCGAUCGAGGCCAUUUAUGUUCUCGGCAAGGAGUUGCAAUAGAUGGUCCGAAGGUCGGGUGGUUCUCUGCGGGGACGCCGCCCAUGUAUUUCCACCUUUUGGCGGACAGGGAAUCGCUUCUGGAUUCCGCGACGCUUCUUCCCUCGCCUGGCGCUUGGCCGUGCUCUGUAAAGCAUCGACUCAAGGCUUAACACUACCUCACGAAAAGUUCUUUACAGCAUGGUACCUCGAGCGUAAACAACAACUUGAAAAGUCACUGGCUUCCACGAUCACAAACGGCGAAUUCGUGACUGAAAGUAAUCCAAUCAAGAUAUUCAUCCGCAACUGGUCACUGUGGUUCAUGCAACUGAUUCCAUCGUGGCGUGACAAGCUGCGUCUGGGCCAGCGUCACGAGGGACUAUUCCGAUAUCAGUACUCCAAUGGAAUGCCAUUUAUACCGUCCUUGAAUGGAGGGUUGUGUGUGCCGCAGGUUUAUUGCAAAUCACUUAAUUCGGACAACAAUGUAUAUUUUACCGACGACGUGAUCUUCAAAGGAAAGAAAGGGUUAUUCCAGCUUCUUGUCUAUCUAAAAGCCCCCAAUGACAUGAUUCUCGCGGGCAAAGAUGCCUUUGACAUCGAGACAAUAUCUCAGGGCCAUAUUUACGAAAGUGACAUUACAUGCAUAACCGAGGCCGACCCCCAAACAUUAACAUCCUACGCCAAAAACGAACCCUGUUACCCAACAUACAGCAUCGCCACUGGCGAAGAGUUCGCCAAAUCCGAGCUGUGCAAGGGACGGCCAGAACCAAAAUACUUUGAUCCUUAUCGAAUGAGGAAAGAGUUGAAAGGACACAAAUACACAAUCCUCCGCCCUGACCGUUUUGUGUUUGCGUCGUGUUCCACGAGGGAAGAUCUAGUCAAAGCCGUUAGAGCUCUUGUGAUGUAUCUGAAUGGCAGCGAAAUGGGAAUGCAUUAG